CCCAAAUAGGGAAAUCAUGGAGCCUGGUCCUGCCAGAGCCAAAGCCAACUGGCUUCGACUUUUCAGCAGAGUACGACUACAGCUGCAAGAGUUGUUUCCCAUCCUCGUAGCGAUUUGCAUGUAGUCCAUUCUGAUUACCCAUGGCUGGAGCAGACCCUCAGGCCAGAGGUGAAAGUGUUGGCAUCGCCUCUCUGCUUUUAUCAGCAGGGAUGGGUGGCGCUCUGUAUAGCAUUGACAGCAUGCCAGAUCUCAGGAAGAGGAAAGCUAUGCCUCUGGUCAGAGAUCUGUCCUUGGUUCAGAACUCCAGGAAGGCAGGCAUCACCUCGGCCCUGACGUCCAGCACACUGCAUAACGAAGAACUGAAGAGUCAUGUCUACAAGAAGACCCUCCAGGCCCUCAUUUACCCCAUCUCCUGCACCACCCCACACAAUUUCGAAGUGUGGACAGCCACCACGCCUACUUACUGCUAUGAGUGUGAGGGACUGCUGUGGGGUAUUGCUCGCCAGGGCAUGCGCUGUACAGAGUGUGGGGUCAAAUGCCACGAGAAGUGCCAAGAUCUACUCAAUGCUGAUUGUCUGCAAAGAGCAGCAGAGAAGAGCUCCAAACAUGGUGCGGAGGACCGUACCCAGAACAUCAUCAUGGUUCUUAAAGACCGCAUGAAGAUCCGCGAGAGGAACAAACCUGAGAUCUUCGAACUCAUUCAGGAGGUGUUCGCCAUCGUCAAGGCCACCCACGUCACUCACAUGAAGCAGAUCAAACAGAGCGUGCUCGAUGGCACCUCUAAAUGGUCGGCCAAGAUCAGUAUCACAGUGCUGUGUGCCCAGGGUCUACAAGCCAAGGAUAAAACUGGUUCCAGUGACCCUUAUGUCACCGUCCAGGUGGGAAAGACCAAAAAGAGGACCAAGACCAUCUACGGCAACCUCAACCCUGUCUGGGAGGAGACAUUUAAUUUUGAAUGUCACAACUCCUCAGACCGCAUCAAGGUGCGAGUGUGGGAUGAGGACGACGACAUAAAGUCUCGUGUGAAGCAGAAGUUCAAGCGGGAGUCAGAUGACUUCCUCGGUCAAACUAUCAUCGAGGUGCGCACUUUGAGCGGAGAGAUGGACGUCUGGUACAACCUGGACAAGCGCACAGACAAAUCAGCUGUGUCCGGAGCUAUCCGCAUGCACAUUAAUGUAGAGAUCAAAGGAGAGGAGACGGUCGCCCCCUAUCACGUUCAAUACACCUGUUUGCAUGAAAACCUCUUCCACUAUGUGACAGAUAUCCAGAACAACGGUGUGGUGAAGAUCCCUGAUGCCAAAGGGGAUGAUGCAUGGAAAGUCUAUUUUGAGGAGACUCCCCAGGAGAUUGUAGAUGAGUUUGCCAUGCGUUAUGGAGUGGAGUCCAUCUACCAGGCCAUGACUCACUUUGCAUGCCUGUCAUCUAAGUACAUGUGCCCAGGUGUGCCUGCAGUGAUGAGUACCCUAUUGGCUAACAUCAAUGCCUACUACGCUCACACCACCCAGGCAACGAACAAUGUCUCUGCCUCUGACCGCUUUGCUGCUUCUAACUUUGGGAAAGAGCGAUUUGUCAAGCUUCUAGACCAGCUUCACAACUCUCUGAGGAUUGACCUGUCCAUGUACCGAAACAACUUCCCUGCCAGCAGUCCCGAGAGGCUGCAGGACCUCAAGUCCACAGUGGACCUCCUCACCAGUAUCACCUUCUUCAGAAUGAAGGUCCAAGAGCUUCAGUCUCCACCCAGAGCCAGUCAGGUUGUGAAGGAUUGUGUCAAAGCCUGUCUCAACUCCACCUACGAGUAUAUCUUCAAUAACUGUCAUGAGCUGUACAGCCGCGAGUAUCAGACAGACCCGGCCAAACAGGGUGCCGUGCCACCAGAGGAGCAGGGACCCAGUAUCAAGAAUCUGGAUUUUUGGUCCAAACUCAUCACACUUAUUGUCUCCAUUAUUGAGGAGGACAAGAAUUCCUACACUCCCUGCCUCAACCAAUUUCCCCAGGAACUCAACGUGGGUAAAAUCAGUGCUGAAGUCAUGUGGAACCUGUUUGCUCAGGAUAUGAAGUAUGCAAUGGAGGAACACGAAAAAAAUCGAUUGUGCAAGAGUGCAGAUUACAUGAACCUCCACUUCAAGGUCAAGUGGCUGUACAACGAGUACUGUAAAGACCUGCCCUUCUUCAAGAGCAGGGUGCCCGAAUAUCCUGCGUGGUUUGAGCCAUUUGUCAUUCAGUGGCUGGACGAAAACGAGGAAGUGUCUCGGGACUUUCUGCAUGGUGCUUUGGAGAGAGACAAAAAAGAUGGGUUCCAGGUCACAUCAGAACACGCUUUGUUCUCCUGCUCGGUGGUGGACGUCUUUUCCCAGCUCAACCAGAGCUUUGAGAUCAUCAGGAAGCUAGAGUGCCCGGAUCCACAGAUCGUAGGACAUUAUAUGAAGCGGUUUGCUAAGACCAUCAGUAAUGUACUUCUGUCCUACGCUGAUAUCAUCUCCAAGUUGUUUGCUAACUAUGUCACCAUGGAGAAAGUGCCCUGCAUCCUGAUCAACAAUAUCCAGCAGCUGAGAGUUCAGCUGGAGAAGAUGUUUGAAGCCAUGGGUGGAAAAGAUCUGUGUGUGGAGGCCAGCGAUAUCCUGAAAGAUCUGCAGGUUAAGCUCAACAAUGUCAUGGACGAUCUCAGCAGGGUCUUUUCUGUCAGUUUCCAACCUCAUAUAGAGGAGAAUGUGAAGCAGAUGGGAGACAUCUUGGCUCAGGUGAAGGGAACCUCAAAUGUGGGAAAUGCCAGCAGCGUGGCACAGGAUGCUGACAACGUCCUGCAACCCAUCAUGGAGUUCCUGGACAGCAACCUGACUUUGUUUGCUAAGAUCUGUGAGAAGACUGUGCUGAAACGUGUGUUGAAGGAGCUGUGGAAGCUGGUGAUGAACACCAUGGAGAAGACCAUCGUUCUGCCGCCACUCACAGACCAAACGGGGAGGCUGAAGAGUGCUUCUCACAGUGAUGGCACUCAGCUCAUCUUUAAUGCUGCCAAGGAGCUGGGACAGCUGUCCAAGCUCAAGGAGCACAUGGUUCGUGAGGAGGCCAAAGCACUCACACCUAAGCAGUGCGCUGUGAUAGAACUGGCCCUGGACACCAUCAAGCAAUAUUUCCAUGCUGGUGGUGUCGGUCUGAAGAAGACUUUCCUGGAGAAGAGUCCUGACCUCCAGUCUCUCCACUACGCCCUGUCUCUCUACACGCAGGCUACGGACAAACUCAUUAGGACCUUUGUCCAGUCACAGAACGCACAAGGUGCUGGGGUGGACGAUGCCGUGGGAGAGGUGUCCAUCCAUGUGGAGAUUUUCACUCACCCAAACACCGGAGAGCACAAGGUCACAGUGAAAGUGGUGGCUGCCAAUGACCUGAGGUGGCAGACACAGGGAAUAUUCCGGCCAUUUGUGGAGGUCUACAUCAUCGGCCCUCACCUCAGCGACAAGAAGAGAAAGUACGCCACCAAGUCGAAGAACAACAGCUGGGCUCCAAAAUACAAUGAAACCUUUACUUUCACCCUGAGUAACGAGGUGGGCCCUGAAUGCUAUGAGCUGCAGGUGUGUGUGAAGGACUACUGUUUCGCGCGGGAGGACCGCACUGUGGGUAUGGCCGUCCUGCAGCUGAAGGACAUGGCCUCCAAAGGCAGCGUCGCCUGCUGGCUGCCGCUGGGUAAACGCAUCCACAUGGACGAGACGGGCCUCACCGUCCUGCGAAUCCUCUCCCAACGCAACAACGACGACGUGGCUAAAGAGUUCGUCAAGCUCAAGUCUGACCAGCGCUCUGCAGAGGAGGGCCGCAGCUAAGAGACAUGACAGAAUUGAAAACGAUCCGUCUGAGGCUCGAUCAGACAUCGCCACCUACUGCCCUGGCUCUGCUGAGCCACUGCUAGCCACUGCCCUGAUGAUCCAGUGUUGUAAAAGCACAGAUACGACAACAGUCACCACACAUCCAGUGCUGUAAAUACAUUCAUUUCAGUGGGAAAAGACAUAGUGCUAAACAAGUCAUCACUAAUUGUAUUCAAAAAGCACCAAUGUCUUUAUUGUUGCAGAAAUGAUCAGCCAUCCUUUUGAUGAACAAUGCAUAGAGUUUAAUUAUAGAGCAUAUAUCCUCUGUCCGUAGAGGUGAGUCAUACCAUUCCACUCCACAUACAAACACACACACACACACACACACACACACACACACACACACCUCGGUUGACUGGUUAAGGUGAAAGAAAUACCUUGUAGCCUUUUAAUAUUUUCCAUUUCUUUUCUCAGCCUCUUACCCCUCAUGCUUUCCAGUUCCUCUCGCCCCUUCUCUGUCUGUGCACCCGCACAGGGAAGGGACCGCAAGUGCCGACACAUAAUCUCUGAAAUAUGCCAAGACCAGCCAUGAGCACAACAGGACCAAUUGUCCAACUGACCUAUUAACAACAACAAAACGGCUAUACGGCCUCAAACAUUCCAGGUUUCGGGUAGGGACAUGGCAUAUUGGGAACAAAGCACUAUUUAGUUAUGAUAGUAUUAAUAUUUAUUUACUGCUUUCUGCCAAAUUAUAUUUAUAUUUAAAUCAUUCUAUAUAUAUAUCAUAAUCUAUAAUAUAUGAAGGACAUAUGCAGGAUUAUUCAAUGGACGUGUGGUACUUGAAAGAUUGCCUUUGUCUGUCUUUAUGUCCGUCUACCCUGUAACAGAGCACACUGCCUGACACCCUCAAUGCCUUCUGUCUUGUUGACCCUCGUACAGUGUGUCUGUCUCCUAUACAGCGACUGUAUAAAGAGAUUAAUCUGAUGAAAACACGCCUUCAAGCACUGUGAUUCAUCAGACUAUAUGUGUGUGUGAGAAUGAUCGUGUCCAAGUGUGAACGUUUGAGCAUGUGUGAGUGUUUUGUAAGAUGUUCUCAUGUUGACCUCAUGUAGCCGCCCGUGUUGCCUGUUACCUGCAAAUGUAAUCACAGGAAGCCAUCACAAGCAAAGAGCAUCACAGGUGUUCAUAUUUUUUACUUUAAAGAGGAUGCGUCUUCCAUCUUAUGAUGGAUAUUUCUGUCUUUUUUGUCUUACUGUAAACAUUCCGCAGCUAGACAGCCCAAUAAUCGAUGUGCAAGAGGUGCAUGAUAAAAGGAUGAACACUUGACUGCCACCUCCUCUUCCUAAAAAACAACAACAUGCCAAAUCAAAACCUGCAUGUAAGAGGAUGAUAAAAACUUGUCCUCAAGAUCCUAUUUUGCAAAAGCAACAUCGUCUGAGGUAAUAUAUCUACGUGGGUUACAAUAACACACACCCUGCACCUCAGGGAGAGCACAAAUCACUAAUGAUCUACCACCCGUGAUCCCUAAUGAUCCGGUUGCAGAUGCAGUAACCCUGAUCCCUGGUAGCGAGAAGUCAGACCGCUACAAAAGGGAUGCAGAUCAAGACCACACCAGGUCUGGCGCUGACGUUUAAAAGAGGACCUACAGUUUAGAGAUGUAGUGUGAAGAUUUAGAAGCACAGGGUCUUUAAUGCACCAAUAAUUGCACAUUUAUACUCUGAUCUGAUCUAAUCUGAAUUACACACCAAGAUGUCAAAUCAUCAUACUUACAUUUAUUUCUUUAAUCUAGAGUCAAUUUCAUAUGAAAAAAAAUGUUCUGAAUAGUCUAUUGACUGCCCAGCAUGUCUCCUAAUUCAAUUUUUAUUUUCAUGAAUGCCCAUUUUGUUAAAAAGAUUAAGCGGUUCUAUAAUAUGUGUGUAUGUAACAAAAAAGGCAUCCAGGGCGAGGAAAUGUCCAAGUUCAAUAAUGACAGGAUGUUCUGUUUUUUCUAUUUCUGCCUCUUUUUUAAGUUGCCUCUGCUGAAGGCCUCUACCAGACUACCGCUUGAUCGUACAUUACAAAUUGAACCGACCCCCUCUUAUGAAUAAGGUGUAAGAACUGAACUCUAUGCAUCUAAUCUAUAAAAAUAUUCGUAGAUGAGUCAUUUUUGAAGCAGUCUUAUAAUGUUUACAUUGUGGAUUAUUUUUCUUAUUAUAUCAGCACAAGUGUUUGUCUGAUAUGUUGUAAAAUGCUAUCUCUAUUAUAAAGGGCCAAACACCCCAGCUGUAGUAGAGCUGAUUAGCGAUUGAAAGUUGUUUGUACAGCUUUUCAUCAAUCUGGACAAUAAUCUGGAGGGGAAAGCUCGAUUGUUGUUUGGUUUGGGCAUUGUAAAUAGCUCGGAUGUAACAAACACAUGUCAGACUAUGUGAAGUGAAGUUUGCUGCUCUUUUGUAGACUUGAAUUUUUAGCUCUGGGAGAUUGGGCAGUUGGGUAUUAUGUGUGUGUGGAUGCCCAAUCUGGAUAUGUAGCUAUUAUUGAAAUAUAUGGGAAGGCCGUGUACACACUGGAGAUGAAUAACGAGCAAUUUGCACAAAUCUAAUCAUUUAAUGGGCUUGAGAGCCAAUUCAUUUUACACUGACAUUAUAUACCAUUAUAUAGACUAUACAAAGGAAACCCAUUAACUAAACAAAAUUGAAACAUGUGUCACUCUUUGGUGUGUACAAGGUCUGUUAUUCAAGGAGACAUCUGCACAGACUUUUAAUAACUUUGAAUAAAAGGUUCACAACUGUCACAUAGCUGGAAAUGCCACGAAAACAAAUCUUUAUUUAUUGCUGUUGACAAUGAUACUUUAGUAAUUCCUCCUCCUUCAGAGGCUCAGUUUGCGUGUUGGGGUAUCGGACUGGCAUGCAGAACAGGGAUGCACACAGAAGUGAAGGACAAGGAUAAAUGUAGAAGCACAAUGAAAGCACACAGACACAAAGCGGGCAGACAUGCAUGAUCUGUUCUGUCGAGCUGACCCGGCCACGCAGACAGACAGCUGCGCAGCGACGCCGGUCCUGUACUUCCAGGAAAUGGUGCAUGAUAGGAACAAUAAAACAAAAAGAAAAAAUGUAUUGUGCCAGCACGCAUAAUUAUUUGAUGUUAAUUGCCAAUUGUUGUCUCCUUUAUUUUGAUAUUCUAUUAUUGUUUUCUAUUUUUCAAAUGUUUGUGAAUAUAUAAAUAUGUAUUACUGAUGAUGUGUAGUGGUACAAAGUACUCGCAUGAGAAUUUUUUUAUACAUGAGAUGUUUCUAAUUUUUGGGUUUUUUUUAUUCUGGUUAUUGGGGGUUGAGGUUACUCGGACUGCAGUCUCGUUGUGUUUCUGCUUCCAA
This is a messenger RNA of Micropterus dolomieu (smallmouth bass), 7143 nucleotides long. RefSeq names its product unc-13 homolog A (C. elegans) (gene unc13a). The coding region runs from base 141 to 3812 and encodes 1223 amino acids. The transcript is spliced from 32 exons. The record is from RefSeq and is a predicted model, not a curated record. NCBI's taxonomy places the organism in Eukaryota, Metazoa, Chordata, Actinopteri, Centrarchiformes, Centrarchidae. Gene Ontology annotation, biological process: synaptic transmission, glutamatergic; presynaptic dense core vesicle exocytosis; synaptic vesicle priming. Gene Ontology annotation, cellular component: presynaptic membrane; neuromuscular junction; synaptic vesicle membrane. Gene Ontology annotation, molecular function: calmodulin binding; diacylglycerol binding; calcium ion binding.